Carassius auratus (goldfish) is the source of this 851-nucleotide messenger RNA. RefSeq lists its product as uncharacterized. Bases 25 to 714 code for a protein of 229 amino acids. The record is from RefSeq and is a predicted model, not a curated record. NCBI's taxonomy places the organism in Eukaryota, Metazoa, Chordata, Actinopteri, Cypriniformes, Cyprinidae. The transcript is spliced from 6 exons.
AGAGAUGACGGAUGCCAAGCAGAAAUGGCUGAUCCGAGUCCGGGAGAGCUCAGAGGUCCUUGUGAUCAGGAGGAGAUACAGAUCGGCCAAAGGUUUGCAGAGCACAUUCCCACAGAACAAGGAAAUCUACAGCCCAUAAACAAGCAGAGGACGUUCAAUGUUGUGGCCAGAGAGAUCCUGACUCAGUUUCAGGUGUGGCAGAGGGCCUGUUAUAGCAGGAACAUCGAGUGGGGUCCCAUUACAGCGAAGAUCAUUUCUGCGUUGCCGCAGUUUUAUGGACGGGAGGCUGAGGUGAUCAUUCGAUGCACUAAGAUGCUACACAACCGCAGGGAUUACCUUCGAAGGAGAGUAAAGACGCAUAUUACUGUCCUUAAAAGUGGAGAAACCCCCUGUAUCUCUAAGUGCACUCAGUGUUGUGACAAGUAUCACUGCCCUUAUUGUGAGACCUGGGUCUACAAGCCAAGAGAGUCAGGGAGCGUUGUGAACCACGUCCAGAAUCAUCUGAAGUUGGCUGUCCAUGAGGAGGAUUUCACUAUUGUCAAGUGUAACUUAAAAUGCAGAGAAUAUGCACAUUUUCAUUGCUGCUACUGUCCUGCUACUGUUCUUCGAAGAGGCCAGUUAAAAACACAUCUCACUAAAUGCAAGCAGAAGUUCAAUGCUGAAGAGGAACUUGAAGGAACCUGCUCAUUUGAGGAAAGUCCUGAACAUCAGUAGUGCAUUUCAUUUUCUGUUACUGUUGAUUCACUAGUUCAUAUAUUUAGUUCCCUGUUAGCUGCAGAUAACACUCAGAACUGUAGUUUUUGGUGGAUUAUGAAACUGUGUUGUGGAAAUAAACAGUUACUGAGAAUGUA